Messenger RNA from Bactrocera neohumeralis, 1736 nucleotides. RefSeq names its product sialidase-like. The record is from RefSeq and is a predicted model, not a curated record. The transcript has 3 exons. The coding region runs from base 1 to 1668 and encodes 555 amino acids. NCBI's taxonomy places the organism in Eukaryota, Metazoa, Arthropoda, Insecta, Diptera, Tephritidae.
AUGGCGCAAUUUGUGGUAAUCUGGAGCAUAUUCCUGUACGCUUCCUGUCUGCUGCUGCUCAGCAGUGCUGAAGUCCCACAACAACAACAACAGCAGCAACUCACCAAAGUGCCAUUGGUCAGCAGCAAUGUUGUUGAAAUGGUUUCGGCUGUGGGUGGACAGGGUGGAGUGGGCGUUGGUGUGGGUGUGGCAGGCGGUGUAGGUGGCGCAGUAGCGCCCAGCGUCGGUUCAGUGGCGAAGGAAAAGGAGCGUGUGUACUACCAUCCGGCUGCGGUAACCAAACCACGAAUCAUCGACCAGUAUGAUCAUCGCUCCUUGGACGGACACUUUGAGUACAGAUAUUUGCUGAGUAACGGUGAAGCUCGUUAUGAACGCGCCUACUGGUUGCCAGCGGGCAAAAAUAUGGUGUUGGCACGCAAAGGAUAUUACUCUUACCCAAUAUCGAAUAAUAAAUUCCUAACCGUCUUCUAUACUGCCGAUGAAAAUGGAUAUCGACAGGAUUCAACCACAUUUAGUAGAACGCAACCACAUCUCCCGCGUAGUAUCGAAGUGCCGGAAUACGUACCACAAUCGGUAUACGCCGCGCAUUCACCAGUAACACAACAUCACAGUAAACCACAUGUGCACACCUCCACCACAACCCCAAGGCCUUUUGUUCCAUCAACCGAUAAUCCAUUCAUUCAAUUGAAACCAACAGCGCCUCCACAUGUGCCGGUGCAUCAAUCUAUUGUAAGCCAUGGUCAGCACUUGUAUGGUCAUCAAUCACAAGCGCAACAUUCAGCUGCUCAUUCAUCAGUAGGGGGUCAUGUGGCGUCAGACGUUCACUCAUCUACUGGUGCACACCAACCGGCAGGACCGCACCAUUCAUCCGUUCAUUCAUCGUCAGCUGCUCAUUCUUCAGUAGGAGGUCAUGUGGCGUCAGACGUUCACUCAUCUACUGGUGCCAACCACCAACCGGCAGGACCGCACCAUUCAUCCGUUCAUUCAUCGUCAGCUGCUCAUUCUUCAGUAGGAGGUCAUGUGGCGUCAGACGUUCACACAUCUACUGGUGCACACCAUUCCGCAGGAGCUCAUUCUGCAUCGAUUGUCUCCUCUUCCUCUGGAGCUCACACCAGCAUUGGAGUUAAGCCUGGCGCAGGUCAAGUAUGGCAGUCGUCAAUUGCAGCUCCUCCCUCGUCAAAUGUGGUUUCAUCUUCUGGUGUUUCCCAGUCGUCUGGAGUUCAUUCCCAAGCAGUUCACCCUGCAGUACCUAGCCAAUCGGCAGUUCAUUCUCCUUCCGUUGUUCAACAUGGAGUGGAAAGUCAUUCCCAAGUUGGAGUUCACCCAACUGUUCCCUUCCAACCGGCAGUUAUUUCUUCCUGGGCUGGUCAGUCUUCAGGCGUUCAUUCCCAGACGGGAGGGCAUUCAGAAGUUCCAACGGCUGCCACAGUUCACCCCUCAGUAGGCGCUUACUCACCACCUUCAGUUCAUUCCCCAUCCGUAGUCCAAACUUCAACAGGAGUUCAUUCAACAGCUGUCCACCACUCACGCCCCACAGUACGCCCAUCCAACCAAGUGUAUCAAUACCAAUCAGUUUCACAAGGUUCUUCGGCACAACCUUCAGUAGGAGUUCCUCCAACGGUUGCUUCGCCCAUAGGCCCAGUUCAAUCAUGGCAUUAUAGUUUUUAAAUAAACAACACCUGAUUGCGAAUUAUGGCAAUUAAGUUGGUAUCGGUAUUUUGUCUUGGCUUACGACA